CAUUUCUUCUUCUACUCCUCUCGUUCUGUUUCACCAUUUCUCAUAGAUCUCAAGAUACCCAGUUUGUUUUCUGUGAAUUAAUCGACUUCGGAACCUAAAAUCAGAUACCCAAUUCGGGAUUUUGUGAGGAAUUGCUUGUUAAAGAUGGAGAAUAACCAGCAAUCAUUCUACCAGUUUAGUGACCAGUUGAGGCUGCAAAGUUCGAGCUUGGCGAAUCUCUCACUCAACGACUCGAUUUGGAGCAAUUCGCAUGUUUCAAAGAGGCCCGACGAGAGGAGGAACUUUGAUAUCAGAGUUGGUGGAGAAAUCAGCAACAACAAUGGUUCCUUUAACAACGACAAUAGCUUAUUCACCAACAGCUACUACAGUUCCUUCACCAACAGCAACAACAGUUCCUUCACCAACAGCGACAACAACAGUUCCUUCAACAACAGCACCAACAGUCCCUUCAACAAUCUGAAGCCAAAAGGGUCUGAUUUUAAUGCCAACAGCUACUACAGUUCCUUCGCCAACAGCAACAACAGUUCCUUCACCGACAGCGACAACAACAGUUCCUUCAACAACAACACCAACAGUCCCUUCAACAAUCUGAAGCCAAAAGGAUCUGAUUUUAAUGGGUUCAAUUCUGAUUGGAAGAUGGGGAACAAUUUUGGUGUUAAUCAAAUCAAUCCAAUCUACCCAAUUAGUCCGAUUGGGACUCAAAAGGGUGUUGGGAUUGGAAUCAAUGGUGGAUUUAACAAGGGGAUUUAUUCAAAGCCAAGCAAUAAUUACAACUUUAAUGUCAGUUCAAAGAGUGGGAAGAACAAAGCAGAGGAUGAUUAUGGAGGCAAAGGAGUAAGGAAGAACAACAAGAAGAGUGAAAAGGACAACAAUAGCGAGAAUAACAAGGAAACUAAGGGCGAUAAGAGGUUCAAGACAUUACCACCAUCCGAAUCUCUUCCUUUUAACGAAACAAUUGGUGGGUAUAUCUUUGUCUGCAACAAUGAUACCAUGGCAGAGAAUCUCAAGAGACAGCUCUUCGGUCUGACUUCACGUUACAGAGACUCUGUUAGGGCUAUAACUCCUGGAUUGCCCCUGUUCCUCUACAACUACUCCACCCACCAACUCUACGGAGUUUUUGAGGCUGCUGGCUUUGGAGGGAGUAACAUUGAUCCUUCUGCCUGGGAAGACAAGAAAUUCCCUGGUCAAUCACGCUUCCCUGCUCAGGUUCGAGUUGUGACAAGGAAAAUCUGUGAGCCAUUGGAGGAGGAUUCAUUCCGGCCGAUUCUUCACCAUUACGACGGCCCCAAGUUCCGGCUUGAACUGAGCAUACCAGAGGCACUGUCUCUGUUGGAUAUAUUUGAAGAAACAAGUUCUUGAAUGGCAUAUCAUUAACACACAAACCAUACCAUACAAAUACAAGAAGAGAAAUCAAAAGAGUUGAUAAAAUAAGAGCUUAAAGAAGUAGAGACUUGUGUUUUCUUUUUUUGUUUUUCCUUUUUUGGAGUUCUGAAGAGGGAAGAGACUGGGAAGGGAUAUGCAUCAGUUGGUGGUAUGUAAGGAGGCUAAAUAUUUGCUCAGUGAUGUAUAAAUUAUGUACAAAGGCUGUUUUGCCUAGACUCAUUGGCCCUGCAUAUUCAUAAUACUAAUAAUUAUGUAUACUAUAAAUAUUGUGAGAUGCAAUUAUAUGGUUGUUCUGUAAUAGGUAAAGGAUAUGGAUUUUUUGAUAUCUUGAUUUGA
Molecule: messenger RNA, 1719 nt
Organism: Tripterygium wilfordii
Lineage: Eukaryota; Viridiplantae; Streptophyta; Magnoliopsida; Celastrales; Celastraceae
Product: DCD domain-containing protein NRP-B-like
Exons: 5
Coding region: 145-1359 (404 amino acids)
Biological process (GO): response to endoplasmic reticulum stress
Source: RefSeq, a predicted model, not a curated record